AUGGAUCGGUCCGAGGCGACGCAAAGAUCUAAAGAGGACAAGCCGUCUAAGAUCGACGAAGCUGACUCCGCAGAAGCACCAGUCUACUAUCACGAGAGUGAAGGUUUGUUUGCCGAAGACAUCGAGCAACACCUGGCGGUGUUACCAGAGAUGUCCACUGCUACGGAAGAAGUGACAAUUAACGACAUUCAGAUCGGCGAUCCGGACGUUCCUCUCACCGCAGAUCAACAAAGACUCAGAUCGCUGAUUUGGAGGAGCCGUCACCUUCUUAUGGGGAAGGGCAAUGCUCUACCACCAGCGGCACGAUGGACGAUUUGUGAUAUCGAUGUCGGUGGAGCCGCACCAAUUGCGCAAAGAGUCCGUCCGGUCGCACCCGAACAUCGGGAGAAGCUGUCAGAUCUCAUCAAAGGACUGUUGGCAGACAAGAUCGUUCAGCCAUCCACGUCAACUUGGGCGUCUCCGAUAGUGGUGAUCAUCAAGAAGGACGGAGUGGAUGUUAGCCUUUGCAUUGAUUAUCGAAGAGUGAACCAGCUGACGUGA
Peronospora matthiolae is the source of this 540-nucleotide messenger RNA. The record is from the annotation of a GenBank genome assembly. Lineage: Eukaryota; Oomycota; Peronosporomycetes; Peronosporales; Peronosporaceae.